AUGGUUAGGGUGUGGAAAUUGGCCGAAGUGGGCGAACACAACAGCCAAGACAGCUGUUGGAUGGUUCUGCAUGGGAAGGUAUAUGAUAUUACAUCAUUCGUCCCAAAACAUCCCGGAGGAAGAAGCAUUCUCUUAAAGAAUGCGGGGCGAGAUGCUUCCAAAGCUUUUGACUCGGUCCAUCCGAUUGAAAUACUGGAAGAAUACCUAACGACAGACCAAGUAUUAGGAACCAUUGACUCAAAAGAUGUCAUCGAGGACACGAAGGCACAAGAGUCUGGUGACCCAUUUUUGGACUCGGAGGCCGCAUCAUCAUCCAAACUACCACCCCUUGAGUCGAUGCUAAGCAUAUCCGAGAUCGAAAAAUACGCCUUACAACAACUCUCACCAAAAGCGAUCUCAUACUAUGUCUCAGCAACAGACGACCAAAUAACCAAAGCAGCCAACGGCGAAAUAUACCGCUCCAUCCUCUUAAGACCACGGGUUUUCGUCGACUGUACGGAAUGUUCGCUCAAAACAUCGAUCAUCGGAAACGCAGUCGGUCUCCCUAUCUUCGUAUCCCCGGCCGCCAUGGCACGCCUAGCUCAUCCAUCCGGCGAAGCUGGCAUAGCGUCCGCAUGUUCUAGCUUCGGCGCUCUCCAAAUCAUUAGCAAGAACGCAUCUCUCUCACCCCUGGAUAUCGUACGCGCCGGCCCCUCCGCCGUCUUCGCAUGGCAGCUCUACGUACUUAAGGACAUAUCCGCGACCGAGAGAACACUGGCACAGAUCCGACAGAUCCCGCAGAUCAAGUUCAUCGUGCUGACGCUCGACGCGCCGUUCCCGGGGAAGCGAGAGGCAGACGAGCGCUUUAAGAUGGGCGAGGUUGCGGGUGGGGCGCCGCCGCAGGCAUGGGGCACGGAGGCGGGGUUAACGUGGAAGAAGACGCUAGAUUGGUUGUGCAGACACACGAGCUUGCCGAUUGUUCUAAAGGGGGUUCAGACGCAUGAGGAUGCGUAUGCGGCAACGAUGUUUCCCGCUGUGAAGGGAAUUAUCCUGUCAAAUCAUGGAGGUAGGGCGUUGGACACUGCGCCUCCGCCUAUCCAGGUCUUGCUAGAGAUUCGAAAGUUUUGCCCCGAGGUGUUGGACAAGCUUGAUGUGUUAGUUGAUGGAGGCAUUAAGCGAGGUACGGAUGUGGUUAAGGCUUUGGCUCUGGGAGCGAAGGGGGUGGGUAUUGGUCGGGCCGCGCUUUAUGGACUCUCGCUCGGAGGAGAAGAAGGGGUCAAGAGGGUGUUGAAGAUUCUGGCUGACGAAACGGCGACGGCAAUGAGAUUACUUGGCGUGAAGAUAGUAUCGGAACUUGGUCCGCGGCAUGUUAAUAAAAACGCCUUGAUGUCGAAGCUUUUCGACGGCCCUUCAGGUUUAGAGGACAUCGAUAGACAACUUAGGCCUAAAUUGUGA
Annulohypoxylon maeteangense is the source of this 1434-nucleotide messenger RNA. Its product is annotated as FMN-dependent dehydrogenase-domain-containing protein. The transcript has 5 exons. NCBI's taxonomy places the organism in Eukaryota, Fungi, Ascomycota, Sordariomycetes, Xylariales, Hypoxylaceae. The record is from RefSeq and is a predicted model, not a curated record. Bases 1 to 1434 code for a protein of 477 amino acids. Gene Ontology annotation, molecular function: oxidoreductase activity; heme binding.